AGGGCUCACAACUCUCUUGUAACUCCAACCGUUUGAUAGACAAAAAAAUCAAUGGCUAUGAAUCAUCAACUGGAAUGAAUGACACUCCCUCCCCCUAUAAAUUACUAAGAUGGAAACAAAGACAGCACACAUCUCCAAAACCACUCUAAUUGUUUUCUUUGGUUUUUUUUUGCUCUCUCAUCAAAUCUCUCUCUCAUGGAGUUCACUACCCAAUAUAGAGAUGAUCUCACUUUCCAGUCGACAAUUUUUCCUGAAAACUAUAUGAAAUCAGGAUUCAGAAACGAGUUUCCUUUAUAUGCUUCUUCAUCUAAAGGAUAUCUCCAAGAUUUUCACCAAAUCGAUCAGUUUCAUGUUGAUGGCUUAUCAUCAAAUUUGAAAUUCGGGAUCAGUUCUCCCUAUUUCAAUCAGUUUGAAACUCUAGCAAAUAGAUCUUCUUCGAGUUUCAAUAUCUUCAAUCCCAUGCCCCUUGUAGAAGGUGGUGCCAUGGUGAACUUUCAUAAUAGGGCAUUCAUGAAUUUUUCCCCUAGAAUUGCGUCCGAGGCCUUGAUUUCCCAAGAUAGGAGCUCGUCUUUGAAUUUUCAAGAUCUAGAGUCAUCUAGCUUGGCAUUUUCAUGCAUUCCUAUAGAAAAUAGGCUUUGUAGGAAGAUAGACAUGAUUAGAAAAAAUACUCCGAGCACAAGCACAAGCACAAGCACAAGCACAGCCCAAAAGAAGGCUAAUCUGAUCAAAGGGCAGUGGACCACAGAAGAAGACAGGCUUUUAGUACGCUUGGUGGAUGAGUAUGGGGUGAAAAAUUGGUCUCAUAUUGCUCAAAAUUUUAACGGAAGAAUAGGAAAACAAUGCAGGGAAAGAUGGCACAAUCAUCUAAGGCUAGACAUCAGGAAAGGUGCAUGGACGGAGGAGGAAGAUAAGAUUAUAAUUGAAGAGCAUGCAAAAGUAGGUAACAAAUGGGCCGAUAUCUCGAAGAAGCUUGAGGGGAGGACAGAAAAUGCAAUUAAGAACCAUUGGAACGCUACUAAAAGGAGGCAACUAACAAAACGAAAAUAUCGAUGUUCAGAUCCUAGAAAAUCAGGUUCUAGUUCUCUUCUGCAAGAUUACAUCCUCAGCUUAACUCAAACUUCAAAUGUUGCAGAUAAUGGAAGUAACCAAGGGAUCAAUUCCAAUUAUGAUAUUAGCAAUCGCCCAGAUAUUUAUUUAGAUAGGAUGAUGUUUCCUGAGGAGAAGAGUCUUGAAUCCAUGUUUGAUGAAUUUCCUCCAGGCACAUCAACAAGUUUGGAGAUGGAAACUCCAUUGGUUAUGGAUUUGCCUCUGCAGGGUGAGAUGAAGAGAGAGUUGGACUUACUGGAGAUGCUCUCUGAGCACAUUGGUUCUAAAUGAAGCAGCGAGAAGAAUAAGGAAAUAAAUUAUACAAUAGAAUUUAUUUUUUUUGGGGGGGGGGGGGGGGUAGACUGUCUUUCUUUGUUUUGGUUUUGUUUGGAGUGAGGAUUGAACUGAAUCUGUAAGCUUUGUCAGUAAUGUUAUGACAUUUGUUAGAAAUUCUCUGUGAAACUUUGGCGUUUUCUAGCCGUUAUGCU
Molecule: messenger RNA, 1574 nt
Organism: Macadamia integrifolia
Lineage: Eukaryota; Viridiplantae; Streptophyta; Magnoliopsida; Proteales; Proteaceae
Product: transcription repressor MYB4-like
Exons: 3
Coding region: 196-1377 (393 amino acids)
Biological process (GO): regulation of DNA-templated transcription
Cellular component (GO): nucleus
Molecular function (GO): RNA polymerase II cis-regulatory region sequence-specific DNA binding; DNA-binding transcription factor activity, RNA polymerase II-specific
Source: RefSeq, a predicted model, not a curated record